UGCAUUUGGGAGCUGUCUUUUUUGUGAUGGUCCCCAUGGUGACAAUUUGUGACGGCAAAGAAUGUGGGAACGGGGCGCUGCCGCCUGAUUGGGAUGCUUUGUAUCUGGAGAGGCGCUCCUGAUUGGCCUGAGGGGCCCCCCAGCUCCGGGGACUCGUCCUCCAUCCAGCCCACUCGAGGGCUGCACGACUGUUUCCAGCCGGACGCACGGAGCUUGCCGGCCACGCGGGGCCUGGCCCAGGUCUGCGGCGGGGAACCUGCCAGGCCACGCCGGCGGCGGCGGCGGGGGGCACCCCCGGGGCCGGCACGCACCGGCACGCACCCUCGGUCAGCUCUGUGCCCUUCCCUGGAGCUGCCAGCCACCCGCAGAGCCCACGCUCUUCAUGGAAAGCCCCAUGCAGUGGUCCCCUGGUGAUGGCCUCCGACAGUGACGUGAAGAUGCUGCUGAACUUUGUGAACCUGGCGUCCAGCGACAUCAAGGCAGCCCUGGACAAGUCGGCGCCGUGCCGCCGCUCAGUGGACCACCGCAAGUACCUGCAGAAGCAGCUCAAACGCUUCUCCCAGAAGUACCCCCGGCUUCCUCGGGGCCUCCCCGGCAGAGGGGCCGAGACGCACCUGAGACGGGGAGCCGACCACCGGCCCGGGAGGCUGCCCCUCGAAGCUGGCCAUGAUUCCAGUCCCAGCGGGGGUGGGGGCUGCAAGGAGAAGGCUCUGGGGAACCCCUACAGGGAGGAAUGUCUCUCUAAGGAGCAGACCCUACAGAGGCAGAAUCCAGAAGCUGCCAGGCCUGGCCAGGUGCCCAUGAGGAAAAGACAGCUGCCCGCUUCCUUCUGGGAAGAGCCUCGGCCCACCCACAGCUACCCCCUGGGGCUGGAGGGGGGGCUGGGCCCCAGGGAGGGACCGCCCUAUGAGGGUAAGAAACACUGGAAAGGCUUGGAGCCCUUGGAUCCUGAGAUGGCCCCCGUGCCCGCAUCCCCAAGGGCACUGGCUGAAAAGGAGCCACUCAAGAUGUCUGGGGUCUCCCUGGUGGGCCGCGUCAAUGCCUGGAGCUGCUGCCCCUUCCAGUACCAUGGACAGCCCGUCUAUGCAGGUCCUCCGGGGGCCUUGCCUCAGAGCUCUGUCCCUGGCCUGGGCCUCUGGAGGAAAAGCCCAGCCCCCCCCGGAGAGCUGGCUCACUUCUGCAAGGAUGUGGAUGGGCCGGGGCAGAAAGUGUACAGACCUGUGGUUCUGAAGCCCAUCCCUACCAAGCCGGCUGUGCCCCCACCCAUUUUCAAUGUUUUUGGCUACCUCUAGCUGGGCUGGGAGGGCCUUGGCUCCCACCUCUGGCCUGCAGGGGUGUUGGGGGCCCCAGGAGCGCUCCUUGUGCAGAGUGAGCUGGGCAGUGGUGUGGCCUCUUGGGAGCCUUUCCUUUGUGUGUAUCUGGGAGGGGGAGGACGGGUUUGGCGCAGGGGCUUCUCAGGCAGUCGCCAAGUCAGCCCCUGCAGCCUUGGGCUCAGCUGGCCCCUCUCCAACCAGACCAGAGCCCGACUGAUCGUCCCACUGUCCUGGGGCCGGUCUUGGGCGAUGGGGCUUUGCCCUGGCCUGCCAGCAACUCCAGAAGCCAGAGUUACACAUCUCUUCAUCUGCCACCCACUGUGUAAGCCAAUCUCAGUUCUGUUCUUUUUGGUUUUUUGUAAAUAUUAAGAAGGUUAAAAGAAUAAAGACAUUUCUUUUGCA
This is a messenger RNA of Ailuropoda melanoleuca (giant panda), 1715 nucleotides long. It is a transcript of the gene FAM181A, whose product is annotated as family with sequence similarity 181 member A. The record is from RefSeq and is a predicted model, not a curated record. NCBI's taxonomy places the organism in Eukaryota, Metazoa, Chordata, Mammalia, Carnivora, Ursidae. Bases 414 to 1292 code for a protein of 292 amino acids. The transcript is spliced from 2 exons.